AUGACGACGCCAACAGGCAAUGGCGACGUGCCUGCGCCUGAUGCAGCUGCAGCUGUCGUAUCCAAACCAAAGCGCGUCCGCACCGGCUGUUUGACGUGUCGCGAGCGCCAUCUCAAGUGCGACGAGGGAGCUCCCAUCUGCCAGAACUGUCGAAAGUCCAACCGCCAAUGUAAACGUGGUCUGCGUCUCAACUUCAUCGACACAAAUUGUCAAGGUCCGCCGCAGAAGGCUCCCACGCUGGAAUGGAAAGUAGACUUCAUGGACGAGUCUCGCGAUAUUGCUUCUGAGUAUGUUGGAGGGUUGGAGAAGUACGGCGCAAAGGAUGCGCGCCCUUCGCGGCCUUCCAUCGCUCAAGCACAUGCUCAAGCGCAAGCUCAUGCUCAGGCACAAGCUCAUGCCCAAGCACAAACUCAAGGGAACCCUCCAACUGAUCCAAACAUGUCAUAUCAAGCGCUGCCGCCGAUUCAGGGUAUGCUACCUGAAUCAUAUCCAUCGGCAGACGAUCACAAGUACGGCGCGUAUAAUACAUCCAAUCAUGCCACUCAAGACUCUCCGUUCGCGAAUCAACAACAGAGAAAUUCGAUAUCAGCCUACAGCCAACAGCAAGACCAAGACGAGACCACUGAGGGAAGACGUGAAUUUCUUACAACCCAAGAGGAGACUCUGUUCAUGCAAGUCUUCGUCGAAGAAGUCGGUCUCUGGAUGGACAGCAUGGAUCCUAUGAAACAUUUCUCACGCUUGCUACCCUUCCAUUCGCUAGGCGAGCCUAUGCUGUUGAAUGCCUUCUUAGCAUGCGGUGCUCGUCAUCUAGUGCUUGUUAACUCUGCGUACAGUGAAGAAAAGGCUCUGCACUACUACGACACUGCAACCAGAUAUCUGCUGAAGAACCUCCAGAAUCCUAAUCGUGACACCAUCGUCUGUGCUACUACUGCCGUCAUUUUGAAUGUCUACGAGAUUAUGAGCGAGCGAGCAUUGCAGAGAAUGAACCACAUUGCUGGCGCCCGUGCUCUCAUCAAAGAGUGUGGAUGGAACGCCCGUUCUCAAGGCAUUGGUGCGGCUUGUUUCUGGCUCAAUGUUGGGCUCGAAGUCCUAAGUUGUUUGCACUUCAAUUGGCAGGUCGCUUGGGAUCCCGAUGACUGGGGUAUUGAUAUGGACUUCAAUCGCGAGAUUCACAACGGUCGAGAAGAAAUCUGGACUCACCGUAUGCUAUACAUCGUCGCAAAAGUCGCGAACUUUAGAGCCACCAUACCUCGGCAUCAGGAAUCGGAUCAGCGUGACGAGGAAAUGCGUCGUCAAAACAGGUAUGCUGAAUGGCAAAAGCUGAAGUCAUGGACCGAUGCCUGGAACGACAAUAUUCCCCGUACCAUGCAUCCUAUGGCCUAUCUCUACCCUCAGCACACCUCGUCCAAGUCAUGUUUCCCAGAGGUGUGGUUGAUCAAACGUACAACGAUUGUUGCUCGUCUGUUCUAUCACACUGUCAUGGUUCUUCUUUCGCAAAUACAUCCCUACUUUGGUCUGGACAAUCCCGAAAUGCACGACAUGCAGCAUCGCCAUUCACAGAUGAUUUGUGGCAUCACUGCUCAUGUCAAGGAUAGGGGAGUCGCAAGUGUAGCUAUCCGUUCUUUGGCGCAUGCUGCUGAGUGCUUGACCGAUCGACGUGAGCAGGAAGAAGUGCUCCAAAUCUUCCAGAAAAUCAACAAGGAAACAGGAUGGCGUAUCGCCUUCGUGUUCAAAGAACUCAAGGAGAAAUGGGGCUGGCAAGACGAACCACAGCCGCCACCCCAGCCCAUCGCUCCAGUCCAUUCCACGUCUCUGCUUACGAGCCCUGUGCCAAUGCAACAGCCGUACGGGCAGUAUUCAACUAACAUCACGCCCGUUGCUGCACCUGCGCCUACACAGACUCCAGCAGCUUCGCGCCGACCUCCUGCUGGCAUGGUCAACCCCAUGUUCGCCAAUGCCGAUUUCACCAUGCCAUCACAUCCUUAUCAGAACGUUUAUGUGGCACCAAAUCCCGUUACUAACCAAUCUGCACUGUAUUAUCAGGCCUAG
This is a messenger RNA of Aureobasidium melanogenum CBS 110374, 2049 nucleotides long. RefSeq lists its product as uncharacterized. Gene Ontology annotation, molecular function: zinc ion binding; transcription cis-regulatory region binding; DNA-binding transcription factor activity, RNA polymerase II-specific. Gene Ontology annotation, biological process: positive regulation of transcription by RNA polymerase II. Lineage: Eukaryota; Fungi; Ascomycota; Dothideomycetes; Dothideales; Saccotheciaceae. The coding region runs from base 1 to 2049 and encodes 682 amino acids. The record is from RefSeq and is a predicted model, not a curated record. Gene Ontology annotation, cellular component: nucleus. The transcript is spliced from 4 exons.